Messenger RNA from Megalopta genalis, 3033 nucleotides. Its product is annotated as synaptic vesicle glycoprotein 2A. Gene Ontology annotation, molecular function: transmembrane transporter activity. Gene Ontology annotation, biological process: transmembrane transport. The record is from RefSeq and is a predicted model, not a curated record. Gene Ontology annotation, cellular component: membrane. Lineage: Eukaryota; Metazoa; Arthropoda; Insecta; Hymenoptera; Halictidae.
GGCCAAUUUCGUGGCUCAGUCGAUCUUGGUUCUUGGUCAGAGAGCUUUAUCCCUGCGAACGGUUCUUCCACCCCCUCCUCCUCCGCUUCCAGCCGGUUCUCUUUUAUUGAACGGAUUAAGAAAAAGCACGCGAUGGUCGUUUGAUUGACGCCGAUCGGGAGGCCACUUCGAGGAGGUUCAUCGUGGACGAUAGAUCACCGCGUGUCGUCGCGAUCGGCAGGAUCGAAUGGACGCGAGGACCGAGUCCGGUACCAAGCAGACGGCGGAAAAUGUCGUGGAAGAUGCAGUCGACCAGACAGGGUUCGGCAAGUUCAACCUUAAGGUCAUGGCCGUGUGCAGCCUGAUCUUCAUGAAUGUGGCGUUCAGUAUUACUAGCAUCGGAUUUAUAUUACCGUCGGCAGCAUGCGACUUCAAGAUGACCACGGUUGACAAGGGACGUUUGAGCGCCGCACCCAUGCUAGGUAUGCUGUGCGGAUCUUACAUCUGGGGCUGUUACGCGGCCAUAAAAGGUCGGAGGAUGUCCUUGCUGGUGGCUCUGCUGCUGCACGGGGUUUCGGAGCUGUUGGCGUCGGUGGUACCGCACUAUUGGAUCUUCCUGUUUCUAAAAUUUUUGAGCGGCGCAGCGAUGAACGGACAGUCGGCUGUGGUGUUUCUCUACCUUGGCGAAUUUCAGCCGACCAAGUACCGGGACAAGAUGCUCUCGUGGAUGGAGAUGGCGUGGGUGAUGGGGAUGAUCAUUCUGGCAGGUGUCGGAUGGAUCGUUAUCCCGUUGGAAAUAAACGUCGAGAUUGCCGGGGUGGUGUUCCGCUCGUGGAACUUCUUCGUAUUCAUUUGCUCGUUGCCGGCGGUGUUCACUGGCACUUGGCUGCUGUUUUUCCCGGAGACGCCGAAAUAUUUGGCGGAGACCGGUCAGAACGUGCAGAUGCUGGACGUAUUGAUGAGGAUGUACUCGGAGAACAGCGGGCAGCCGUCUAAAGAGUACACAACGAAGCUGCGCAACAGCGGCAACAACAACUUAAACGAUCUGGUGCAUCGGAUCAUGCACAUGAAGGAGCUCAAGGAAGAAACGGAGGAGCGGUCGUUUAACGCGAUGAUCGGUGACAUUUGGAUGAAGACGGUGAUGAUCUUGAAGCCGCCGUUCCUUUGUCGAACGAUCGUGGUGUGCUCGAUCGCCUGUUUCGUCACGUCGGCUUAUUACACGCUGACCCUGUGGCUGCCGGAGCUGUUCCACAGGUACGCGGACUUCCAGGAAGCCUACCCUAAUCAGACUGCCAGCGUGUGCACCCUGAAGAGCGCUCGAAACGUCACGGAAUCGGUGCCGACCGACGAUCCGUUUGGCUGCGAAUCGAGAGUGCAGACCAGCGUUUUCGUCCAUACGUUCAUCCUGGGAGCCUCGUGCAUCCCCACUGGCUUGAUCCUGCCGAUGCUCGUCAACUACGUGGGAUACAAGUUCUUCCUUGUGAUAACAGCGUUCGUGCCCGCCGUCGUGACAGCCUGCCUCUUCUUGGUGCAGACCUCCAUUCAGAACCUGAUCCUCUCCUGCGCCUACGAGUCGGUCACCUCGGUUUGCCUGAGCGUCGUCUAUUGCGUUCUGGUGGACCUCUACCCGACGCACUUAAGAGCAAUAGCCGCCGGUCUCUCGGCCUUCAUCAGCCGGAUAGGCGCCAUAAGCGGGACGAUGAUGAUCGGUUACUUGAUCGACGAUUACUGCAUAUUGGUGAUCCUGAUAGUCGCAGCUCAACUCUUCCUGAGCGGGAUACUAGCUCUGUUCACGCCGGGCAGGAAGAAGCCGCCGAAGAAUCCGGACAACGUAAAGUCCUAAUCGAGACGCGGGAGCCUAUGGUCGCCAUCGAGGAAAGCUUUCGAGAAAAAUGGAAGCUUCCCGUAUUCGUGACAGCGUAUUACGGACAAUCCAAUAUCGUAUUCCGAGGCGAUGCGAAUGCAUUUCAUUUAGAAAAAAAGAAAUAGGUCGAAAUCGCGCGACGAGAGCUGUAGGAAGGAGCUGGCCUGUAACGGUUAACAGCCGGCGCCGUUCGAAACAAUCGGGGGAAUCGGAACUGUUUCUCAAAAACCGGUCGAAUUCGACCGGUCCUUUUCAGUCCAAGGUUUCAAUAUCAAGCAACUCGAAUGAUCACAAGGUUACUUAAGCGGUACUUAAAUCGUAUUAUUCAACGUUCGUUUCGCCGAUUGCUUUCGAGUGGCGCGAAGCUCCGAGCGUAUUAAAUAGAUUCAAAUAUAAUCCCGAUUAUAUUCCGUGGUCGUCCUCUUCGAUAAAGAAUGCAUGGUCGAGAAAGUAUGCCCGAUCGCUUGCUGAACGCCUUGUCUAACGCACAAACAACGAUCCGUUCGUAAAAUACUCAAGAAGACGCGAGGCUUUGGUUCGCGUUCGGUGUCCGACUCGCUCAGUAUUCGUUCUCGAGUUCACCGGUGAAUUUCGGCAGAAACACAAGUUAAGGCCGAACGAGAACCAUCGCUCGGAAAAGAAUUGUUCGAUCGACGAUGAUACACGGCGGGAAAGUCAAGCGGAAAAAUUCUAGAAUACUUGUCGGAUCUUCGAGUACGGCGGAUAUCCGUUGUUGGAUCCUUCGAAUCAGAGGUGUUUUCCCCGACGAGAACGGUCGAAAAUUUUCGAAGGAACGAGAAACAGCGAUGAGAUAUAUACGCGUGAUAUGUGUGCUGUUUUUUUUUAACGAAAGACCCGUCUCGGAUAUCGGCGUAUAUACAAUAUAAAUAAUGAUCCGGGACGGAUCCGCAGGUGCCUUUUUCUCUGUCGACGCAUUCCGCGGCGACGCGUGCCUGUACUUAAUCGCUUGAGAGAUCUACUGCUCAAUUCGACACGAGAAUCUCUGCCGCAGAAACGCGUCGGUAAACGCCGUGCAACAACGAGCUAGAAUCGAUUACCAUCGGCGCGCCCGCGACGCCAGUCGUCCGUGCCUUAUUAUACUUUAUUUUUUUAUGUACGAGACUUUUUGUAUUGUCUACUGUUUAUCAUGCCGGCCAUUGAGGUGCAAUAAAAAAAGUGUUCGUAUCCUA